Epinephelus lanceolatus (giant grouper) is the source of this 847-nucleotide messenger RNA. It is a transcript of the gene pigp, whose product is annotated as phosphatidylinositol glycan anchor biosynthesis, class P. Gene Ontology annotation, cellular component: endoplasmic reticulum. Lineage: Eukaryota; Metazoa; Chordata; Actinopteri; Perciformes; Serranidae. Gene Ontology annotation, biological process: GPI anchor biosynthetic process. The record is from RefSeq and is a predicted model, not a curated record. Gene Ontology annotation, molecular function: phosphatidylinositol N-acetylglucosaminyltransferase activity.
GAUGCAGGCAUAGUAGUUGAUCGACGAUGCUUGACGGAUUCAGGAAAAAGAUUUUUCUAAGUGUUUGGUAGAAAUUUAGAAAUUUAACUUAUUAUAUGUUCACGUUUUGGAUAAGUACGUAGCGACUCACACAUCGAGGACAUCUUGGUAAAUAUUAAGAUCAUGGUGGUGAACAGUCCCUCUCCUCUACCUGAGAGAGCCAUCUAUGGGUUUGUCCUUUUCCUUGGCUCACAGUUUGGUUUCUUUCUGUAUUGCCUGUGGGCAUUUACACCAGAAGAGUGGCUUCAUUCAAUAGGGCUCACCUACUGGCCUCAAAAAUACUGGGCCCUUGCCGCACCUAUCUAUCUGCUGGUUGCACUGGUGAUCUGUUUUGUGUUGCUGUUCGGAGUGAACAUGAACAACACGGCUCCACUUGACUCCGUGGACAACAUCACAGAUGUGUACGCUCAAGGCCAGAGGACAACAGACUGCCGCAAGGGGGGAAUACCCAGACUGAAAGAUGUCUCCAUCAGCGAUGUCAACAAAAUGUUCUAUUUGUCGCGCAAGCAAUAACAAACUGAUUCCAGCCGGAGGCAGAGUAGAAAUGAGGCUGCCGGGGAUUUAUUAUUGUGUCACUGUUUACCCUUUGUUUGUAAUAGAAGGACUCUGCUGUAUUUAUUUAUUUAUUUAUCCAGGAACAAAGGGGAAGAUGUACAGAAAGAACUGUUAAUGGAUCUAUGUUGGACAAAAUGAUGUGCUGUGUGUUUGUUAGGCUGAAUGUGAUGUAACACAGUGUCAUCAGAGCAACACUGGAUAGAAAAAGGUAGCACAUGACUACAUUUAAUAAAUGUCAUACUUUUAUUACAUA